Molecule: messenger RNA, 6754 nt
Organism: Strongylocentrotus purpuratus (purple sea urchin)
Lineage: Eukaryota; Metazoa; Echinodermata; Echinoidea; Camarodonta; Strongylocentrotidae
Exons: 2
Coding region: 291-2051 (586 amino acids)
Cellular component (GO): cytoplasm; nucleus
Molecular function (GO): protein binding
Source: RefSeq, a predicted model, not a curated record
AAUGCUGUGUUCUCGGUAGUCAGGCUUUCAGUUCAAUUUUAUGUUGCUUCCUUGAAGUUCCUUCUCGUAGUUGGGUGUCUUGAUAAGUUGUCUGGAGCAGAAACGCUAAUUGUCCAAACCCGAUCCUGUCUGGCGCUUCCUUUAUCCCGCAUAUCAGUCCAUGCCUCCAUGACAGUCGGAAGCUGUGUCACACAAGAGCGUCCUGGAAGGAAGCCAUGCUGUUCAUCACACAGUAACUCAUUUUCCAUCAGGAAAUCCCAAAGGAUGUUGCCUUAGCUGUUGUUGGAACAAUGGCAUCUACCUGUAGCAGUGGUGAAACUUCUUCAGACCCAGCAGGUGACCUAUCUACUUUGAUUUGUAAAGGUUCGGUGGAUGAAGAAGUGUUGAAGCAGUAUGCUGAAAAGGGUCAAAUUGAUUUACCAGACAAAGAUGGUAAAACACCACUGAUGUUAGCAUGCUGGUAUGCUCGUACAGACACUGUACAGUCCUUAUUAGCAAAUGGGGCUAACCCCAACUCUAGGAGUGUAAAGGAUGGCGACACCCCAAUGCAUUUUGCUUGCAUGGUAGAAGAACCCUUAGCGGAGGAUUCUUUAUCUGGUAGCUAUUAUCGCCCAUCUAAGUGGAUGGCCGCCAAGCUUGCUAUUAUCAAGCUGCUUGUAAGUAAUGGAGCACUAGCUGUUCAAGAAAACCUGAAUGGAUGGAGCCCAGUAUAUGUAGCUGCAUUAUACCUCCUGACGGACAUUGUUGAGUUCCUCUUAUCGAUGGACGAUAUUUCUUUGGAGGUCAAGAUGACAGCCACUGAAAUACUGGGAGUUUCACAGGCUACUUUGGAUGAGCGUCACUGUUUUAAAGAGGCAUAUCCUUCUUUCACAAGGGCCAUAUCCUUUCAGCAAGAUUCCAGUCUUCCAGAAGCACAAACAGAGACUUCAGAACUUGCAGCGUGUUUCUCCAAAAUCUCCCUGAAGGAAUGCCACACACAAGAGGAAAUCUUUUUGAUCAGGGCAUCUGAAGUUGCUAUGAAGGCCCAUGCUUUUUUGGUGGGGGAAAGACUGUUUCCCAAUAAUCUGAAGCAGAAGUAUCUGUAUCCAUCCCUUGUUAGCUUUGCAAGUGAUUGGAUGAUUGAAAAGAAAAUGUUUGAAGAAGGCUUUCAAGUAUUGUCUUUUGCCCUCGGUCGAGAGCAUGAAGGUGAAUUAAAGUUAGGAUCAGUAGCAGUAAACCUUGCUGAAAAAAGUGGAUCAUUUAUAUUGGAGGACAAAGAACCAAAUGCGCAGUACAAUGAAUGGGCAAGGGAUUUGUUGUGUGCAUACAAAUCAAUUCUUAGUCACGUACCAAUGGACUCUCUACUAGAUAAUAAGGAAUCUCUCAUAGAAAGCUUUGGUGAAAUACUGUUUAAUGUGGCAUUCUAUUGCUCAAACAUUGAGAUCUUAAAAUCCACAUUGCAAGCCAUAGGGAAGUCACUGACAGUCAUCCAAUGUAGAAUCCUUAGGGAAAACUCUGACCAGUAUCCUGAGAUGCCUUCAGUGGCCUUUAAAAUCAUGGAACUUCUGGGAGAAGCAUAUGGUGACAACAUUUAUUGCGGAAUGUCUUCCAGGGCCCUUCUUAGAGUAAAGUUUACAAUAUCCAAGAUCUUGUUCUGUGAUAAUGCUUCGUAUGUGGACAGCAGUGGAAGCAACAUACUCCACUUAGUGGCGCACUGUGUCCAAGCAGCUAGAGACCAUGACUAUCUUGCGGAUCUUACCAGAAUCUUUGUUCGUCACGGAUGUCCGGUAGAUGUGGUGAAUAACGAUGAAGAAACUGCCUGCAGUAUCUUGGAACAGCAUGCAAUGGAUGACGAGUAUGAGUGUGAUCCAGAAUUUCUUAUGUUGGUGAGCCCACCAACUGCAGUACUACGCCUAGAGGAAGGAGCCAUCAGAGCCGUCUUACGACACCACAUCAACUACCAGGGUAUACUUCCUUCAAGUUUAUGUAUGAUGAUAGAAGAUGGAGUCAAGGAGAGUGAAAUCGAAAGAGAUAGUGAAGGCUCGGAAAUUGAGAGUGAUGACGAGAAAUGAUUCCAGUUCAUGUCACAUGAAUUCUUAGAAUAUGCAUUUUGCCUUUUGAACGAACUAUGCAAUUCUUGUGUACUAAGUGAAAUACUUGCCAAAAUUUCCAUGACCUGUAAGAUAAGUGUUCAAUUUUGAUGAUCAUGUUGCUUUGUUUUCUCUUUCUGCUCUGGAAGAUCCAGAAAUUUCCGGGAAAAUGGUAGUUGAUGGUCAGAGGUGACAGUGUUUUAAUGAUGAUGAGGAGGAGGAGGCUUUAUGUUGGGGCUUGACAUUAUUGUGAAUUUGGGAAUAAUAACAUGAUGUGUUAACCUGUUAUUGGAUAUGUAAGCAAUGGUAUUGGCAGGCAGUGUACAUGUACUACACGGCUGAACAAGCUGAACAAAGAGCAGUGCCUUUUGCAACUUUUCCCCAUUGACCUUGCCCCUUAUUUUGAUAUGCACAUUUCAUUAGUGAAAAUUAUACAUAAAGGGGUAUCUUUAAAAAAGGAACAAGCACACUUCCUAAUGAUACUAAACAAUAACAUAUAUAUAUGUCAUCUUUAUUUCGGAAGAAAGUAAAAGAAGUUACACUUAAAUUACCCAGGCCCUCUGCAUAAAGAAAAGACAAAUGUUCCGUCAUCGACUGGCAAGAGGCAUGGUCACAAAUACAGUAACGUCAUACAGUAACAGACACAGUAACAAAUGCCAUUCCAAAACAGGAACAGCUCGAGACAAACAGACAAAGCCAAAAUCAAAACAAAUAAAUGAAAAUACUAACAAUAACGUGUCAAAUUGUAUACUGGAAUUUAAGUAUCUUCAAUUGAUCAUUUUAUUGAUGUUUAGGUCUUUGUGAAAGUGAUUUGAUUCCAUCAUUAAAAACAUGAGCAGUAUUAUAGAUAUUAGGGAUUCCGGAUGAUUGUUUAAAGGGAAAAUAGAUUCUUUCAUCAAAACAAUAUGAUCUUUUAUUCAAUAUUUAACAUGAGAAAUGUAACUUGAGUUUACGAACUUGUUUUAGCACUUUCCAUGUGCAGCGCUUUUGUUCCCAUGAUACUGCUCAUUAGUUUUUAAGUGUCAUUUUAUAACUACUGCCUUUGGUAUUGGGAUAUUUGCUUUUGUUAUGUUUGUAUUAUCCUAGUAUUGUCUUUUUAUAGCAAUCAUAUUGGGAUGUUUCCAUUUCAUUGAACAAUCAGAGUUGAUUUGCCUUAGUCGGCAGAUCAAAGGGGGGAGGGGGGUGAAUACCUCUCCCUCUCAACCAAGUAAAAUUUAAACAGGGCUGAAUAAAUUUCAAGCCAAAAAAUCUAGAGAAAAGUUUCCUGCAUAUUUUGCCCCUUUUAGGGUGUAGAGCCUCCUUUAGACUUAAAACUCGUGUGGUGGGCCAGUUAAUGAGUUGGAGAUGACAAGUUCAAAUAUAAAUGAAAACAAAAGAAUCUCGGAAUUACAGUUGAAGUCCACUUUAUUAAUUAUAUAAAUCAGCCGAAGCUCCAAUCGUUACAAACGAAGAGUAAUUAUUGUAUAAACAUUUUAAAUAAGCUGCUUCUCUCAGAGGCUGGGCGGCCAUAUUGACAGUUAACUAGCAGCACAUCCUAAACAAGAUAACGGAAUGAAAUAAACUCUCAAAUAAUAUCAACUCUCAAAUAAUAUGACUACUAAACCCGCACAUGGCAUUUAAAUACUGCGACACCCGACGAGGCUUAAAUAUCACCAGCCAACCAGGAGGACCCUUACGAAGACAACCAAUAACAAGACGGGAUAUAUCUAACUACCCUUAGGUCAUCCGACCAAUUAAGAGAGGAUUUAUACCUUUAAUGAAUUAUAACCAAUAACAAAGCAUAAUAGAUAAGAGUGAUUUGAACUAGUUACCUACAAAAAUGGGAGGAGUCUAUCGCUUCGCGAGAAUGUCGCGUCACCGGAAAAACAGUCUAUUGUCUAACUCUAACGUGUUAUUGGAAAUGAACACCUGUACAUCUUGAUGCAGGAAUUCAUUUCCAACAUGCUUAUCGAAAUGAAAAUUAAUGAACACUUUAAUCUUAUACAAGAAUUCAAAACCAGGGGUUGUUUAUCCGUUCCCGGCAUACUAUUGGAAACAUAAUUAAUGCUAUUUAACUUUUAGGUGUAUACCAAGUCAAACUAAUAAUCGUACAAUUAAUCAACUCAGCCCGGCUCUUCUAUGGCUCUAGCGCCCCCUUUUGCCCAAAUGAGCAUACCACUACACUCGCUUCUACCCCCCCCCCAUUUCAAUUCAAUUCAAUUCGUUUUAUGCAACCAUUUAAAAACAUAAUAUACAAAUUAUGCGUGUAUGAACAUUAUUGAUACAGUGUAAAUGGUCAGGGUGCCCCUAAAAGCCAAGGCUUGAUGAAUGGGGCACCCUAUACAUAAAGAAAUAUACAUAGCAUAAACAUGAGAUACAAACAAACUUAGUUAUAAAAAAUAAAAAGAUAAAAACAAAAAACUUCAAAACAUUAAGCACUAAACAUGCAGGUAAAGGGGAAAAGGAAAAGGCGAAAUAAGAAAACGUAGGGAGGAGAGAUGAAAUUACAUGUUUAUUUGACGUAGGUAGUUAUUAUUGAACGUUUUAGUUUGGUUUUAAAUGAAGUAACAUUAGUGCUGGAGAUCACAUCAGAAGGGAGGGAAUUCCAUAUUCGAGGACCAGCAGAUUUAAAUGCAAUAAGAGUCGAUUGAUUAUGUGCUAAUGGUAAAUGGAAUUUGGAGUGGGAACGGGUAUUAUAUUGGUAGUAGUCUUUAUUAUACUGAAAUAGAUUUGUUAUAUUAAGAGGUGCUAAAUUAUGUUUCACGUAAUACAUCAGGAUCGCAAUUUGGAUUUCAUGAAUAUCAAUGUGUCAAUGUGUUUAAUCUUGCAAAUAAUGGGCGUGACGGAGCUAAGUAAGGGGAAUUCGAACAUAUGCGUAAAGCCUUUUUUUGCAGUCUAUGUAAAGGGGUCAAUUUCGAAGUGCCACAACUUGCCCAAGUAAUAUUGCCAUAAUAAAUAUAGGGAAGUAUUAACGAGUUGUAAAGCAUUAACAGGUGCUUUUCUUUAAGGGUACUACGUAAUUUAGAUAAUAUACCUAUGUUUUUUGACAUCUUAUUACUUAUAAAAAAACGGUGUUCCUUAAAUGAUAGAUUAUCAUCAAGUAUAAAUCCUAGGAAUUUGACAGAGUUAACAAGAUUUAAAGUAAGAUCUUUCAUUUUUAUAUGAAAAUCUAAAGAAUUGUGUGAUACAUGAGGUUUUCUAAAAUACAUAACAUUAGUUUUCUCAUAAUUAACAAUCAGUUUGUUAGCAUCGAACCAAUCGGCUAUUUUACAUAUUUCAGUAUUGUUUUUUUCUAACAAAAAAAUGAAAUUGCUAUAGGUGGAAAUGAUAGUUGUGUCGUCUGCAAAUAAGACAUAAUCAAAAAAAGAAGACGCUGUACAUAAAUCAUUAAUAUAAAUUAGGAAGAGGAGCGGGCCCAGUAUGGAGCCUUGAGGGACACCAUACUGGGCUGUCGAGUAAUGGGAAUUAUAAUUAUUAAAUGAAGUAUAGUUACGUCGAUCAAGUAAGUAGCUCUGGAACCAUUCCCACACUGCUCCCCUGAUACCAUAAUGGGAUAAUUUAUAUAAAAGUAUGUUGUGGUCUAUGAGGUUGAAGGCUUUUGACAAGUCUAGAAAUAUACCAAAUUAGUGAAAAUUAUUAUGAAUAUUAGUUAAAAGAGUUUUAUCUAAAAAUCAAUUAAUGCAUGUUCACACGAAUGUCCUGCCCUGAAGUCAUAUUGACAAUUAUUUAAUAUUUUAUUUCUAUCCAAAUAAGAAAUUAGUCUUUUAUAAACAAUUUUUUCUAGGAUUUUGGAAAAACAUCGUAAUAAUGUAAUUGGUCGAUAAUUGGAAAAUAAGUGUUUAUCGCCUUUUUUAAAUACAGGAAUGAUCUUUCCAAUUGUCAGAUUAUUAGGUACUACUCCUGAACAUAAAGAUAGGUUAACUAUAUGGACUAGAGGGGUUAAUAUGGAAUAGAUUACUUUUUUUACAACAAAAGUAUUUAUAUCGUCAAAGCCAGUGCUAUAACUCAUUUUAUAUCUUUAACAAUUUUGAUGAUUUCUAAUUCAUUGGUUGGAUAAAAAUACAUAGAAGUUUGACAUGGAUUUUUAAGGUAGUGACUAAAUUUUUGUCUAGAAUCAUGACGAAUUUGUUUUAAGGUAUUUGCAGCAAUAUUAGAAAAGAAAUUGUCAAAUUCAUUUACUAUAUCUUCAUUUUUAUAUACUUUUACAUCAUUUUUCAUAAAAUAUAAUGGAAAGUUUUUUUUAUUUUUCUUACACAUUAAAUCGUUUAUAAUUUGCCAAACUUUCCUAAGGUUAUGCUUGUUCUUGGUUAACAAGUCACAAUAAUACUUUUUACGAGCUGUUCUUAGGAUUUCAUUUAAUUUGUUUCGAUAUAACAAUCAUAAAAUCUUAAAAAUCGUGUUCCAAACUGAAAUUUGUCCAUAUCUGGUUUGCCAUUUCCUGUACUCUCAUUCCUAGUUUACAUGCUUAAAUAAACACAUUGCGACUAUAAAUAUUACAAUUAUCUUUUAUUUUAUUCGAACAUAAUUUAUACAUGUAUAUUCAAUGAACAUACAUAUACCUAUUAAGGUGCUGAAAUCUCCCAAAAGUUCAAUACCGGUAUGUGAAAUGAUUGUGCACUUUGGGACCUGCAUGUACCAUUUGAAUAUUUGAUGUCUUAAUUUGUUUGUAUUUUUGUAAUAAAAUAGACUUAACUGUAAUGCUUCAA